Fusarium falciforme is the source of this 402-nucleotide messenger RNA. RefSeq lists its product as hypothetical. The record is from RefSeq and is a predicted model, not a curated record. The transcript has a single exon. The coding region runs from base 1 to 402 and encodes 133 amino acids. Lineage: Eukaryota; Fungi; Ascomycota; Sordariomycetes; Hypocreales; Nectriaceae.
AUGCCCUGGAUGGGCGAGUCCGAAUCUGUGGACCUUACGGGCAGCUUGACCGAGGGCAUGCGUUUCAUGAACCACGGACUCGUCGGAGUGACUCUCAAAGCUAUGGGUUACCUGGUCAUGAUGAUCAAGAACUACAGCGAGUCUGAAUGCAGUGAGAUAGAAGGAUCCCAGGACAUCAACAAUGACUGCUACGCGGUGUCCACGGGUUCUCGAGGCUUGAGUUACAAGUUCAUGGGCGCGGAAGACAUCAAGCUACUACCCGAGAAGUACGGCAUCGACAUGGUCGAGUUCUUCAAGAACAUCCGCGAGUGCAGUACGCUUGGGGAUGACCUUGGUGUUGGCAGUCUUACUGUAUAUCCUGCGAACUUCUUCAAUCUAGACUUGGCCUUGCAUGUUAGUUGA